This is a messenger RNA of Staurois parvus, 4456 nucleotides long. The record is from the annotation of a GenBank genome assembly. NCBI's taxonomy places the organism in Eukaryota, Metazoa, Chordata, Amphibia, Anura, Ranidae.
AUGGCGGAGGCUGGAGAGGAGGCUCUGGCUCCCCCGGUGGGCGCCGGCGGCUCCCGGGAAAGCGGGAUCGUGUCCGGACUACGCCGUCCUUUGCUCCUUCCUGGAGAGGUACGGAGCCGCCCUGGACUUGCCCGAGCUGACCUUCCCCGAGCUGGAGGAGUCCCUGGAGGAGACCAAAGCAGUGUCCAGAGUCCUGGUUGAACUUCAUCUAAAACUGAUGCGGAAGAUCGGGAAGUCUGUUACUUUUGACAGAUGGGAGAAAUAUCUAAUCAAGAUCUGUCAGGACUAUAACAGUACUUGGGCCUGGGAGAUGGAGAAGAAAGGCUACCUGGAGAUGAGCGUGGAGUGUAAAGUGGGUCUGCUGAAGCACUUAUGUGAGUGUCAGUUUGAUGACAAUCUGAAGUUCAAGAAUGCCAUUAAUGAAGAGGACGCCGAUUUGAUGCGCAUCCAACCAAUCGGAAGAGAUAAAGACGGCUUAAUGUACUGGUACCAACUUGAUCAGGACCACAAUGUCCGCAUGUACAUAGAAGAACAGGAUGACCAGGACGGAUCUACGUGGAAAUGCAUAGUCAGGACCAGGAAUGAACUGGCAGAAAACUCUGGAACUUUUAAAAGCACAAAUAGAUCCAGCUUUACUGAAGAAAUCUGAGCCACAGGAUAGUUCAUCUCGAGAAAGCCCAAAUCCAGAGGAUGAAGAACUGAAAAAAGGAGAGAGCGGAGAGAAAUUGGAAGAGGACUCAAAAGAAGGAAUCAAAGAGAAACUAGACCCAGCAGAUACCACAAGCACUUGUCCAACAGAAAAUGGUAACGCCUGUAAGCCUGGCGAUAAGGAGCCCUUAAAAACAAUUUGCGAAAUAAAAACAGAACCUCCUGAUGUAGAGGAGGGUAUAAAGGCUACCAAAGAAGAAAGUGACUCCUUCAAGGAGAAUGUAAAGCCUGUGAAGGUUGAUAUAAAAAAUGAAAAGGCAGAACCAAAAGACUUGAAGGAGUCAAAAGGGACUGCCGAUAAGAUUCCUUCCACGCAGGAGCCAGAACACUCAGAAAUUUCUGUCAUUGUCAAGCGCGCACUGAAGAUCAUGUGGAAAAAUCUGUUGAGGAUUCGGAGAAAAUGAAGAAUGACCAACAGGCCAAGAUCCCCUUGAAAAAACGUGAGCUCAAGCUCACUGAUGACUUUGAUGGACCAGUUAAAUCGUCGCUGUGCAAGUCAAAGACCCCUACAAAAGAGCUGCUUCAAAAGGAUGAAGAAAAACUAGAUGACGAUAGCACAAAGAUGUCCGCUGCUCCUGCAGCGGUUCCUGAAGGGAAGCAGUUGGUCAACGGAGAAGUAAAUGGUGACAAAUCACACAAAGCAAAGGUAGACCAUGUGGAGAACAGUAACACCACCCCAAGAGAAUCCAUCAUCAGCACAGCAAAGGAAGAGAAUGGUGUAGUCGAGAAGAGAACAUCCAGUGUCAUCAAAAGUUUGCAUGAACUUAAAGAGAACAGCAAACCUAAAAUCCCUGAGAAUUUGGAAAAAAGUGCAAACGACCUCAGCAAAGACAUUAUUAUUCCUUCAUCGGAGGAAUCUUCUCCAAAAACCUCCUUAAAAGAAGGUUCAUCUGUGUCUGAAACACACAAAGGCAGUGUGGACCCCAAAGGAGGAGAAGGGCAAAAAGAAUUGCUUUCUUCUCUUGAGAAGAAGACAGCUAAGACCAAGAAAGACUGCAAAAAGAAUACCAAUGAUUCUGAGUCUGUAAAGGAGGCUGAGGUCCCGAAGAAGCCUGUCAUAGUUGCCACUUCAGACAGCCCUGAUGAUAAGAAAUUAUCUGAGCCAUGUGCAUCUGAAGACAAGAAAUCACGCGACUCUGAAAAACAAGAUGUAGACGGUAGUAAGGAAGAGACUGCAUCCAAGACCAGGGAUACAAAAAAGAAAUUAAGUGCAAAAUCAAAACUGGCCUCAUCCAGAAAAGCAUCCGCAACAGCAAAGAAAUCAACGCUGAGCGAAGAGAAGCCCACAGAAAGUAACAAAGAAGCUGAGGAAAAAUGUGAGCCGGUGUCUUCUGAUAAAGUUGAGGAAAAGGAGAAACUAGAAGAAAAGGAAAAACCAGAAGAAAAAGAGAAACAACUAAAAAAGCCCCCCGAAACUGAAAAGAAAACAUUCAGUUUAAGGAGCAAACGGAGGGAAAAACAGGCUGCAAAGGUAAUCGAAGAUGCCAGUGAAAUGUCCGAGUCUAAAGAGCCGGAGGUUAAGAAGACGGACAGUAAAGACAAAAUCUCAGAAAAGCUAAGUUUACUUUCCAGAAAUAAACAUAGGCUAGAACCCAUGGCAGAAGAGGACAACAGCGGAUCGGAGAGCAAAGAGAUGACAUCCGAGAGGCAGAAGGACGGCAUCAAAUUGACAAUCCGCAUCUCCAACAAGAAGAGGAGGCCGGAACUGCCUGUGGAGAGUGUGCCUGUGGAUGAUGCCGAGGAUGCUGAGAAUGAGGACAGUAUCGGGAGGAGGCUGAGACGAUCUCCCAGGAUCUCAAGACCUUCCAUAAAGGUAGCUGACGUCAAAGAACGCAAGCCUGAGAAAAAGCAAAGCGACGAUGAGGAGGAGAAGCCUGCGCCUGCAAAACCAGCUAGGGAGGAAAAGAAAUCUGAAAAGGAGCCAUGCCAGAAAAUAAAACAGAAGCCAAAACAAAAACGAAGGGCGCGGUGGACCAACUCCAGAUCACGACGCAAACGUAAAUCGUCCAGUGAGGACGAAUCUGAUGAGUCGGAUAGUGAGGAAGAGUCAGAGGAGGAAUCAGAAAAUGAGGCAAAAGAAGAGGGAGUACCUGGGGAAGACGAUGAACCCUGCAAGAAGUGUGGACUUCCCAACCACCCUGAGCUAAUUUUGUUGUGCGACUCCUGUGACAGCGGUUACCAUACGGCUUGUCUGCGCCCACCGCUCAUGUUGAUUCCUGAUGGAGAAUGGUUUUGUCCUCCUUGCCAACAUAAAUUGCUGUGUGAAAAACUGGAUGAGCAAUUACAGAAUUUAGACGUGGUCCUGAAGAAGAAAGAACGGGCAGAGAGAAGGAAGGAACGUUUGGUUUACGUUGGAAUCAGUAUUGAAAACAUCAUUCCUACACAAGAACAAGAAGAGGUCCCAGAAGUUCAAGAAAAAGAGGAAAAGAAGAAGAAAAAGUCUAAACCAUUGGAAAGGCGGUCAACAAGGACCAGGAAAUUCAUCAGUUACAGGUGAGGCAUUGUAAGUGUGUAACUAUGCAGGUACUGGUGACAUCAGGGAUGCUGAUGGAGGAGGUGGUGGCCAUGGAAAAGACAUGUCCAAUAUCACCGGUCAUCGUGGCAAAGACAUAUCCACCAUUUUGGAGAGUGAAAGGACAGAAGGAAAACGGCCGCAAAGAGUUGUCACGCGUCGCAAAAAACGUCGGCGACUUAACGAUCUAGACAGUGACAGCAACCUAGAUGAAGAUGAGAGUGAAGAUGAAUUCCGGAUCAGUGAAGGCUCUCAGGAAGAUUUUGUCGUCUCGGAUGAAAAUGUAGAGGAAAGCGAUGAGGACCAGCAGUCCAAUGACAGCGACUUUGGAACAAGGCGGCCUCGGAGGCACUACCAGCGGCCAGUGAGGAAAAGCACACGGCUGAGAAAGCGUGUAAGAAGGUAUUCGGAUGAUGAUGACGACGAUGAUGACUCUGAUGAUGAUGGCCAGGAGUCAGAGACUGACGACAGUAGUGUUUACAGUGAUGACUAUCUGGAAACCAGGAGGAGGCGAUCACGGAGAAAUCAGAAGAGGCAAGUCAACUACAGGGAAGAUUCAGAGAGCGAUGGAUCACAGAAAAGAGCUCGCUUUGGACGAGGGAAGGAGAUUAGACGAGGGAAGGAGAUGAGACGAGUGCUUAAACGCCGAUUCUCCAGUUCUGAAAGCAACGCAAGCGCCAUUUCUGGGGAUUCCGAAGACGAAAAACCUAAAGAUCUCAAAAAGAACUUGCUCCGAAAACGCAUCCGAAGUUCCAACGACGAGCCGUCGGAGGAAGAGGAGGAGAAACCUAUCCGAAAGCGUCUGAACCGCAUCGAGACGGAUGACGAGGACGAAGAAGCGGACGCCAAGCCCGUCGACAGCAGCGACAAGCCUCCCGCGGAGGAAAAGCCUUCUGCGACGAGCACCGUCCCAGAAAACACUAAGAAGCCUUGUUACCGGCUUGAGAGCGACGAGGACGAUGACUUUGAAAACGUUACGAAAGACGGGAGCCCUUUGGACUACAGCUUGGUGGAUUUGCCUUCGCUAACGGACAAAGCCCGGGAAAAACUAUUGAAACCUUAAUCGGUAAACCGAGCGAAAAGAGUCAGACUUCUAAGGACACUACGCCAGCUGUUAGCCAGGCUCCCAACGGGACUGGAAGCGGGCAAGAAGCGGCCGUUCCGGAGGAGGACGAGGAUGAACUCUUGAGAGUAACUGACCUUGUGGAUUAUGUCUGUAAUAGCGAACAGUUAUAA